UUUCUCUCUCCUCCUUCAAUAUUUAUUUCCACAAACCCUAAUUGAAAAGAACACAAAUUUUUGGAACCCAAAUGGAUUCAAUAAUCCCUGAAUUUGAAGGUCUCAACAACACCCAACAAUUUGGAGUGUCAAAUCUUCAAAAUUUAGGUAUUGGGUCAUCUUCAUCUUCAUCAAACAGCCGCUAUGAGAAUCAAAAACGGCGAGAUUGGAACACAUUUUGUCAAUACCUUAAAAAUCACCGACCGCCAUUAGCUCUUUCAAGGUGUAGUGGAGCUCAUGUUCUUGAAUUCCUUCGCUAUUUGGACCAAUUUGGUAAGACCAAAGUGCAUACUCCGAUCUGCCCUUUCUAUGGCCAUCCUAACCCACCAGCUCCAUGUCCUUGCCCUCUACGCCAAGCUUGGGGUAGCCUUGAUGCCCUUAUUGGCCGCCUUCGAGCUGCCUUUGAAGAGAAUGGUGGGAUGCCUGAAGCUAACCCUUUUGGUGCUCGUGCUGUUAGGCUUUAUCUUCGUGAGGUUCGUGAUUUGCAGUCUAAAGCAAGAGGAAUUAGCUAUGAAAAGAAGAAACGAAAGCGCCCUCAACAACAACGACAACAACAACAGCUCCCUCAACCUUCCAAUGGAGCUUAAAAAAAAAAAAAGCAACUUUAUAAUCAUGGAAGCCAAUUAGAGGGUACCCUUCUUCUUUAAUCAUCAUUAUCAUCAUCAUUAUGCUGCUUUUUAUCUAUCAAUUCUAGGGUUUGAGAUGUUUUUGUAAGGUUUUAAGGUGUAACCCACUUUAUGAAUUACAAAUUUAAUCAUCAA
Messenger RNA from Cucurbita pepo subsp. pepo (vegetable marrow), 800 nucleotides. NCBI's taxonomy places the organism in Eukaryota, Viridiplantae, Streptophyta, Magnoliopsida, Cucurbitales, Cucurbitaceae. The record is from RefSeq and is a predicted model, not a curated record.